AUGUCGAAUCCCCUCUUUGGCAGUUCAUCUCCGCAUGAACCCGCCGAAGAAACCACCGAAGAGACGAUAUUCUCAGGGCAGCCUGCGAUUUUCAUUCUUCCUACACAUCUACCCAUGGACAAACUACAUGAAACUGAAACUAAAUUAGUCCGCUACGGUGGUAUCCUCACUUAUGAUAUUUCCGAAGCCAGUAUUAUCUUGGGGAAGAUUGGCCAGAAGAAGCGAGCUGCCCUAGAGCUGCGUUCUCGGGGUGUGUGGACUGAGGAGGUUCCGACAUUUUCUGAACCGCCUUCAACAACAUCUCAGUCAGAACAGCAGCCUCCUGUAAAAAGGAGAAAGACCAGUACUGCCGAGUCACCUACCAAUGCAGGCAUUGAGACUGUCGAUGUAAGCACAGAGUCCGAGUCCGAAGCGGAUGGAGUGCGAACUCGACAUGAUCCCGCCAACCAUGUUCUUGAAUGGCUGGACUACUCAAUUGCUGCUGGAAGAGCACUGCCGUGGGAUUCAUUCGUCGUCUAUAAAGGGCAAAAGACUGGCCGUCCUACCCCUGCUACCCCAGCAACGUCGCCUUCCCACAGAGUCACCAGUGCAAUACUCGAACGGGCUAAAGAAGAUGCAGCUUCGCAACCAUUAGCUAGUGUAUCCAAGCACAUCCAUGGUCGCCGAUCCAGAGAGCCUCCCGUUAUCGGCAGUCAGCGACAGCCACCGACUCUGUACCGGGAGACCACCUCGGAGCACGACGAGGCCCUUCCCUUGCCACCUCAACCAGACUGGGUCCGUGAUCAAGUCCUAUAUGCAUGCAUGCGCUCCGCGCCCUUACACCCACCAAAUGAAGACUUCAUCUCCCAGCUCGUGAAGAUCCGUCGUAUUAGGGAACUCACCCUCGACGAGAUUGGAGUGCGAGCAUACAGUACAUCGAUAGCGGCAAUUGCAGCCUACCCAUAUAUCAUUCGACGGCCAAGUGAGAUUCUGUCUUUACCGGGUUGUGAAGCAAAAAUCGCCAAUCUCUUCUCCGAGUUCCAGCAGCAUGGCGGCUGUAACGAUACUGAUGAAGACGGGAAUGUUGCUGCGGCCAAUGCUCUGGAAACCGACCCCGUCCUCCGCAUUUUGGACACUUUCAAUCGCAUUUGGGGAGUAGGAGCGAAGACUGCAAGGGAUUUCUACUACCACCGUGGCUGGCGUGACCUCGACGAUAUCGUCGAACAUGGAUGGAACUCUUUAUCUCGUGUACAGCAGAUUGGCGUCAAGUUCUUCGAGGAGUUCCAAGAGGGUGUUUCCCGUCGCGAGUCAGAGACGAUUGCUAAAGCAAUACGCCGACACGCCAACAAAGUCCGGCCUGAAGGAGACAACCAGGUUGAAUGUAUCAUUGUUGGUAGCUACCGUCGAGGCAAAGAGCUCAGCGGUGACGUCGAUGUUAUCCUCACACACCGCGACGAAGAUGUCACACAUAGUCUCGUCGUGGACGUGGUUGCUAGCCUCGAAGCAGAGCUUUAUGUUACACAUACACUUUCAUUACAUUUGACAUCUUCACAUCGCGAACAACAAACCCUUCCCUACCGCGGUGAUGAAACAGGUAAACACUUUGACUCCCUCGACAAGGCCUUGGUCGUCUGGCAGGACCCGAACUUUGACGAUCUAAAGUCCGCGGAAUAUCAAGAUAUCAAUAAUCGCAAGAAAAAUCCAAAUCCACACCGACGUGUUGAUAUUAUCAUCUCCCCUUGGCAUACUAUUGGGUGUGCAGUUCUGGGGUGGUCAGGAGAUACUACCUUCCAGCGGGAUUUGAGACGAUACGUUAAGAAGGCACAUUCGUGGAAGUUCGACUCUAGUGGAGUUCGCGAACGAACCACUGGAGGCCAGGUGUUGGAUCUGGAACACGGUGGAGCGACCUGGGAGGAGAGGGAGAGGUUGUUGAUGGAGCGGUUGGGCAUUGGAUGGAGACCUCCUCACGAGAGGUGCACUCGUUGA
Molecule: messenger RNA, 1965 nt
Organism: Penicillium daleae
Lineage: Eukaryota; Fungi; Ascomycota; Eurotiomycetes; Eurotiales; Aspergillaceae
Product: type-X family DNA polymerase
Exons: 2
Coding region: 1-1965 (654 amino acids)
Biological process (GO): double-strand break repair via nonhomologous end joining
Cellular component (GO): nucleus
Molecular function (GO): DNA-directed DNA polymerase activity; DNA binding
Source: RefSeq, a predicted model, not a curated record